Molecule: messenger RNA, 2348 nt
Organism: Nematostella vectensis (starlet sea anemone)
Lineage: Eukaryota; Metazoa; Cnidaria; Anthozoa; Actiniaria; Edwardsiidae
Exons: 10
Coding region: 326-2047 (573 amino acids)
Source: RefSeq, a predicted model, not a curated record
GCAUAAAAAGCACAUUCCGUUUGAAAAAGUCGAAGCAUUCCAGAUCCUUCUAAAAAAGUAUAUAUAAAAAGGCUAGGCGCGUUUCUGAUUCGCGCAUGCGCUACUGCAGCUACUCUGACUAGCUUUAUUUUCAUUUUCGAAGUUCGUAGAAAACACAACACGGGUAUACACCGUGUAAAUUCCAAGCCUGACAAAAUGAAAAAGGUUUUUAAAGAUAAAUAGUUUGAUGCAGACUUUCAAUGUGGCAAUCUUGCCCAUGGUAAAUGUCUGAACACAAAAGGGCGAUAGACUAAAUCCCAUCCAAAGUGAGAACGCCAAAUCAAACAUGGUGCUAAUUCCAUUCCAAGAUUCUGUCUCCCAAGCAUCCUAUCCCACAACUAGUAUUUAUCGACCAUCCAAAGCAAAAAUUGUGAUCCUAAAGCAGAGACGGGAUAUUGUUUACAAUAUACCUCUUGGCCAAACUGCAGGUGGUGGAAGCCAGAUAGAUGCUGUUCUUGACGCCUGUCAGUUAAAUGGCUUGGGUGAUAUAAGCAUUGGCUCUUGUCCUAUUGUUGCCAUUCAAGUGCUUGUUGCUGUUAAAGAUAUAUGCUCUGGAGAGAUAUGGGAUUGUGAUGCAAUUGUCAGGCAAAACCAGAUUCUAUUGAUGGGAGAUAGUGGCGAAUUCAAGCUCACUGCGCAUGUGUUGGAGCCUACAGCCUGGGUGUUAGGAAAGAAAACUGAUUUUUAUGGCAAUCAGCUUCCCAAGAAUGAGUGUACACUGGUGUGUUUGCUGCCUGCUGCACAGCCCUUGACUUACAAUGUCAGAUUCACGCUUGUUCAUUGUCAUGGCCUGACAGAUAGAGAGCUUGACUGCACCAACUUUCUCAUUUCGACAUUUGAAAGGGGAUUAGACUUGGCAGACCAGCAAACUGGAGAAUUAGAAAGCAUUGAAAAACCAGUUAAUAAACUUCGCAUGACAGGAAUUCUUGCAUCAAAAAAAGGUCGCACCAUUGUUAAAAAGUUUCAGGAUCUUGGUGAUGAUGGUUUCUAUGAUGAGUUUAUGAGAAAUAAAGACUUGCUUUUUGAGAGGGUAAGCAGUGGAAAGUUACAACUGGAUGCUGACACUUUACUAGCUGUACGGCUUGAGCAAUCAAUUAUUGAAUUUGGCCAGAACCUGAUGGAUGAUUGCCUUGCAACUUGUGAGUCUAUCAUCAAAGAAGCACAUUCUUGCCCAAACUCCUACUUUCUCUGGACAAAGGCUUUCUACAUCAUGUCUGCAGUGCACCGGCAGAGGAAUGAGUAUGCUCUUGGGCAAGAGUACAUGACUCGCUCUACCGAGUGCGUGCAGCCUCUAGCCAUAUGCGAAGAAACUGCAGUGAACCGUUACAACAUGGGCGCCCUGCUGGCAGAGAGAGCCGCAACAGAGGGGAUCUCAGAAGACCAGAUGAAGCAAGCAGAACAAUACUUCGAGCAAGUAGAGUUGCUAUGGAAAGAACAAAAGGAAAAUCCUAGCAACCGUGACGUCAUUCGAUCCUAUAUUCGGCUAAUCAUGCUUCAUCUCAAGUCCUCUCGCAAGUCAUUCCCAAGCACAAGGGACGAGAUUCAUAUGGACAGGAUCUUGCGAGCGCAAAUGGUGGUGAACCAUGUUGAGCACCACCUCAUGUCGUCCUGUCCGGGCCGUCUACGUGCUACUUUCCUGAUAAGCAAGGCAGACGUGUACAUCCGCAAGGCCCUUGUCAAAGGAAACGAUCAACUCACAACCCUUGACGACCGAGCAGCGGAUUUGCGCAAAGCGCAAACUGUCCUUCAGGAAUCCCGAAGAAUAAGCAAACGACUCAAGUUGCGUAAAGAGAUCGACGGAAUCGACGAUCGACAAGAGCAUAUCACCGCUCUUCUAGAAGGAGGCCUACAGGAGCUUGACUUUACAGCUAGGAAUAGCACGACUGGACUGCACGGAGCGCAAGAGAGAAAUUCACCAUGCGAAAACGAUUGUUUUGAAGACCUGCUUAAUAACUUGUCGUUGGAGGAUGAUGGUGAUGGAAGGUUGAAUGAACAGUGUACCGAAUAGCGAAGUAGCGCAAUAUUACGUGGUUGCUACUGAUGGUUGUAUAUUGUCGGAACAAGAACGAUUCGAUAACUUGUAGCGGCCGCUAAGUUGCGGUAAAACAAGGUCGCAGACCCGACACUAGGAUAAACGAGAUAAAAUCCUUUUUUAAUUAUAAUGAUGAUGAUCAUUGACUUUUUCCAUGGUGUAGAUGGUUUCUUAAUUUAUUUUAUGUUAAAUAUUUAUUUUGUUCUUACUUUGUACAUGAACGCUAUAUUAAAUCUUAUGUGACGCAAAGCAGAAAUCAAUAAAUAGCAAAAGAAUA